UUUUAUGAAACGCUAUAACUACUCCUCCAACUUGCAUUACAUAAUUAUUAACCCAUUUGAAUUUUCACAAACCAAACUUAACACCCCAUUUUCCAUUCUCAAUAUAUAUAUUCAUCAUCAUUAUAUAGAUGAAUAAACCUCUUUAGCUUCACAAAACUAACACCUUUGGAGAUAUAGAGAGAGAGAGAUUGAAGAUUUCAAAAAUGCCUUCCCCUAUUCAACUCCACCGAUACAACCACCACGCCACCGACACAGCCACCGCAACCGCCAUGGCAAACGGCGUGAACUGCCCUAAACAACCCCAGACACGCCGCUUCUCUCUCUCCUCCGCUAGAGUAACCGCCCCGGAGACAGUCUCCCGGCACCACGCCCAUGUGGUGGGGCCCAGCCAGUGCUGCUCCGUGGUGGUGCAGCACGUCGACGCCCCAGUCUCCACCGUGUGGUCAGUUGUACGGCGGUUCGACAACCCGCAGGCGUACAAGCACUUCGUGAAGACCUGCCGCGUGGUCUCCGUCUCCGGCGACGGCGGUAUUCACGUCGGCGCGCUGCGGGAGGUACGUGUGGUGUCGGGGCUUCCGGCGGCGUCGAGCACGGAGAGGCUGGAGAUCCUGGACGACGAGGGGCACGUGAUGAGCUUCAGUGUCGUCGGCGGCGACAACCGCCUGAGGAAUUAUAAGUCGGUUACGACGGUGCACGGUGACGGAAACGGAGGGACGGUGGUGAUAGAGUCGUAUGUGGUUGAUGUGCCGCACGGGAAUACGAAGGAAGAGACUUGCAUUUUCGUUGACACGAUCGUUCGCUGCAAUUUGCAGUCUCUGGCUCAGAUCGCAGAAAACAUGAUGAUGAAUUGAUGACCAUUCAACAAUGAAGAAAGAGAAAACAAGACCCUGUUCUUCUCUGUUCCUCUUAACUUACCUUCAUUCAUCUUUUUCUUUUUGGUUUUUUUGUUUCUAAUGCGGGUUAUGAUGUUAUGUACCAUGGACAUAUAGAUACAUGACAUGAUGAGCCUGUGUUGGAAAUUGGUCUUGGACGUUUAGGUGUUUUUUGUUGGAGAUUAACUCCAAUGGUUGAAUUUGAACGAAUGUGAUAUCAUGUAACAUGUAGUCAUGUAUCAUCAUCGUGAUAUAUAUAAUCUAUGUAGUGAUCUAUCUAUAUAUGUUCAAUUUUCUUCUUUCA
Messenger RNA from Lotus japonicus, 1176 nucleotides. RefSeq names its product abscisic acid receptor PYL4-like. Lineage: Eukaryota; Viridiplantae; Streptophyta; Magnoliopsida; Fabales; Fabaceae. The transcript has a single exon. Gene Ontology annotation, biological process: abscisic acid-activated signaling pathway. Bases 204 to 851 code for a protein of 215 amino acids. The record is from RefSeq and is a predicted model, not a curated record. Gene Ontology annotation, molecular function: signaling receptor activity; abscisic acid binding; protein phosphatase inhibitor activity. Gene Ontology annotation, cellular component: cytoplasm; nucleus.